CCGCGAUCGCUCGGCAGCCUCGACGAUUUAGUCGCCAUCCUCGCCAGGAACCACUACUUGCACGGUAAGUAGUGGUGUCCGAUUGGUAGCGAAAAAGCGAAGACCGUGCCCCCGGAGUCGCACGGGGCCCGCCGGCGAGCCGGACGGGAGAUAUGCGAAGCAAGCAGCAGCCGAGGCCUUCCUUCCGGUGGCCGCAGCAGCGCGGCGAUAACAUUCCCGGGGAGGGCGGCGCAGAAAGUACAGGACCCGGCACAGACCUCCAGGGUGAGGAAGGUGAUUGCGUGGAUGAGGAUGGUCCAGUCAGCCCGAGCGAGAGGGCUUGCAGCGGUGGUGGCCCAGCGGUUAAAGAGGACGAGGAUUGCGAGGCGAGUGACGAAGACGACGAGGAAGACGCCAAUCCACCAAAUUCGACGCCACCGGCAGUAAACGCGAGACUAAACCCCGUUGUUCUCAGAGAUUCCGGACCUCCUGACAGGGAGCCAAUGAGCCCACGGUGUCCAUCAAGAGACUCGCGGGAAUCAUCCGGCCCAGCGACUGGGAGCCCUCCACCGGCAGCGACUCGAAAUAGCUCGAGUCCAGUUAGCCCACCUGGCAAUAUCGUACCUUUGCCAUUGGGUGUUCACCCCCUUUUACCUCCACAGUCAGCAGCCAUGAUGGCAGCCUACCUUCAGCAGACGCAUCAGCGUCUCUUACUUGGACAUUCACCCCUGUCGCGAAGUUCGGUCUCUCCACUAGUGUCAUCCUCGUGUUCACCUCCCGCUGCGACUCCAGGGCUCCACGUAUCCCCAACGAGUGGUGAUACAUCUCCCAGUGCAACUCCCCUACCCGCUGUGCUUGACUUUAGCACACGUAAGGCCUCAUCGACGGAGGAGGAGGAAGAGGAACAGAUUUUAAAUUUGAGUAAGCCCCCUACGCCAUCUUCGUCGACGGAAACUAACAAUGGACCCUUGGAUCUCUCCGUGCCAAGCCGGAAGCGACCCGUCCCUGAGGACUCGCCCCCACCCCCGCGAAAGUCAUCGAGACUAUCCACGAGCACGCCCGUGCCAGCGCACCAAGAUGCACCUUCGAGUGCCUCGCCCUACUCACGUCAGGUUCUCUCACCAUGGACGUCACCCGUCACUUCGCACUUCCCUUACUUUGCCGCAGCAGUCGCGGCGGCUGCAACUAGUCAACAGCAAUUAUCGCCAAAGGGCGGUGUCGGUGUGGUCGAUCAUCAACUUUGGAAUGGUAAAAUGAAGCCACCAGCCCUUGAUAAGUCUUAUCAGCCAAGUGAAGCCACUAAGGCCUUGGAAAAGAUGAGCGAGUUAAGUAAGUUGAGUGGCGAAGACCUAUUUAGAUCUUCCUCAGCAUCGAGCGGAAACACGUCAGGUGGGCCAUCAGGCACUUCCGGUAGCAGACAGAGUGCUUGGCAGUCACAUUGGCUGAAUAAAGGAGCCGAUCAAGCAAAAGAUGUGCUUAAAUGCGUUUGGUGUAAGACGAGUUUCCCAACCUUGGCAGCAAUGACGACGCACAUGAAGGAAGCGAAGCAUUGUGGUGUAAAUAUGCCAGUUCCACCCCCUACUACUGGAAUGCAUUCUCAACCACCUCAUCAACCCUCGAUACCUCCAACGCCCCCUCAACCCCAUCCAACACAAACAUCUUCGAGUGCAAGUGGGAAUAAUAAUGCCACAUCAAACAGUAAGCAAAGUCCUUCGGAACUUAAUCUUCUGAUAAAAGAAACAAUGCCUCUACCAAGAAAGUUAGUGCGUGGUCAGGAUGUUUGGUUGGGUAAAGGUGCGGAACAGACGCGACAGAUUCUGAAAUGCAUGUGGUGUGGACAGAGCUUCCGAUCGUUGGCUGAAAUGACAUCGCAUAUGCAACAGACUCAGCACUACACGAACAUUAUCUCGCAAGAACAAAUUAUAUCUUGGAAGUCUUCAGAUGAUAACAAAGGCAGUAGUGGUGGCGCUGGAGGAGGAUCGAGUGGCAACAGUGGAAGUGGUGGUGGAAGUGGAAGUGGUAGCGGUAGUGGUGCUCCACCUAGUGUUGGUGGUUCCGGUCCUCAUGGUACGAGUGGAGGUCCUGGCGCUGGUGCAACUAGCAGUCAUGUAAGUGCUGUACUUACAUGUAAAGUCUGUGAUCAGGCCUUUAGUUCUUUGAAGGAGCUAAGUAAUCAUAUGGUUAAGAACAGUCAUUAUAAAGAACACAUUAUGCGCUCUAUAACUGAAAGUGGUGGACGAAGGCGACAAACACGUGAAAAGCGAAAAAAGUCACUACCAGUUAGAAAGCUCCUGGAACUUGAACGUGCGCAAAAUGAAUUCAAAAAUGGUGACACUGGGAUUGCUGCUCUCGCGCAUGGUCUCGGUAAACAUGCUGGUAGAAUUACUUGUGAAAAGUGUGGUGAAAAAAUUGAGACAAAUAUAUUCGUAGAGCACAUACGACAGUGCAUCGGUGCUGGUGCUCUGGGUAUCAAUCAACGGAACUUCUUGAAAAACGCCUUAAUGUCGAAUCAUUUAACUGGUACCUUACCCCCAACGGAAUCAGGACGGAAAAGCGUAAGCGAGGAGAUCUCGUCUCUUUCUUCCCGACACCACAGGUCACCAUCUUCAGCAAGUGAUGCAACAACACCUGGUAAAGAAACUCCCACAUUAACGCCAAAUGAAUCCAGUGGUGGAACUUCUUCUCCUUCCGUUCUUAAUGCUAUUGAAAAGUUGAUAGAGAAAAGCUUUGACUCACGUGUACGUCAUGGUGCUUCAGGCAUGCAUCAUGCACAGGCUGGUGCGCCUAUUGGUUCGAGUAUUCUUAAGCGACUGGGAAUCGAUGAAAGCGUUGACUACACAAAACCACUGGUAGAUCCUCAAACUAUGAAUCUCCUACGAUCAUAUCAACAGCAGCAUUUCAAUGCAGCGGCAGCGAGACGAGAACGAAGUGGGAGUGAAUCAAGUUCUAUAUCGGAAAGAGGAAGUGGACGAACGGACACAAUGACUCCAGAAAGAAGGAUAGAUCUUUCCAUUUCGGCGCAUGACAGACUUUCUGCCGCUUCUACGCACUCACAUCAUCAACGUUCAACUCCAGACAAACAGAUGACAACGUUGCCUACUCGCCUUCCUCCAACACAUGAUGAGUCCGAGGAAGAUGAAUCUGUGGUAGUUAAGAAAGAACCAAAAGACGAUGAGCCAGAAAAUCUAACAUCGAAUAACGAUAACGAACGACAAUCCGAAAGUCCGCGAGAAGUCAUGGUAAAAAAGGAGAUGGUUGAUGACGGACGUGAAGAAGAAGAGCCUGAAUCCUUCAACAAUCAUAGACGAAGUAGUAGCAGUAUAAGAGAACCGUCAGAGGAAAGAAAGGAUGUAUUAUCUCCACCAAUGAACCCUCCAACACCAAGAACUUUGAGUCAAGUUGAACAAUUAGGUCGCAGUCCUUGUAGGAACAGUACGAGCAGUCCAACGAGUAGUGACAGAUCGGUAACACCCCGAGGAACCCCGGAUACUAAAACGUCUAGCAGUCUAGGUGCGUUGUCUUCGAUGUUCGAUAGUCUAUCAGGUGGUGGUGGUACAUCAAACGCUAACGUAACGGAUGGACAAGGUCGAAAAACCAGCAGCCAUCCGCUGGCUGCUUUGCAAAAACUGUGUGAUAAAACCGAGACUCGGGGAUCGGGUGGAAGUGGUAGUAACAGAUCGGGGUCUAGUUCCACCACUACGCUUGGACCAAGCAGUGGUUCUGGCCCAGGAGCCUCAAGCAGUGGCUCAGGUCCUACACCUGGUGCAAUUCUCGCCUUUAGCUGGGCUUGCAGUGAUGCAGUUGUGACGUCUGACUCCCUCAUGAAGUGCGCAUUCUGUGAUACUCCGUUUAUCUCGAAAGGCGCAUAUAGGCAUCAUUUGUCCAAAAUGCAUUUCGUCAAAGAUGGCGUGAUCCCCGAUCCCGUGACUAUCGGUCGGUCAGCCACAGCAGCGGCAUCGGUCGGUUCGCAGCCAGCUUCUGGUGGGCCAAGCGCUCACAGCUCUUCAUCGCCACCCUCGUCCCAGAGAAACAAAUCACCACCUAUCCUUCAGGCAAACGGAAGCCCUUCUCAGCCAACGAGCUCACCGCUCGAGGAGAGUCCUCACUCAAAGUUUCUCAAGUAUACGGAGUUGGCCAAGCAACUGUCCAGCAAAUACGUAUAGUCCGAGCCCCGUAAGUAGCGGUGCCACUUGUACAUAAGUGUAUCUAUAUUGUAACGAAAUCUCUCGAGAAGUGUGGUUCAGAUUUUUUGGGGUGUAGUCCGCGUAUCAUUGAGCCAAUUGUUAACAAUGGACUUGUUUAGUUAUUUGAUUGGAAGAGAAAUUAUCUAAUGGUUCUGUAAAUUUAAACUGGUUAAAGUUUUGUGAGGUUUUUUUAUUAUUCAAAAUUUGAUAUUUUAACGUAACGUCAACAAAUCAUGUAUUCUACUGUAAUUCAAUAGAUAAAAAUGUUUAUGUGAACUCAUCCAAUCAUAGACCAUCAUUACCAGCCAAUAACCUUGACUCACAUGGUCAAACUAUCAGAAAUGUCUUUUGCUAAAGUUUUUUUGAAAAAUUAUGGCUGAUUUUUUUUUAUUCUUAAGCAAUAUGUUGCAUCUUAACGUCAAUACAUUUAUUUUUAAAAAACGCUCUAUACAAUGAAAAAUAUAAGUUGCAAAGCGAAACUUGAUGAUUGAAAUAAAAAUAAGAAGAAAAAAGCGUAAGCGUGAUACAUUGGUUCAAUGAUGCCGUGGCAGCACUAACGAACAAAACGAACAAAUAGCGAGCACAUGCAGGUGCACGCGCACGUUUCUUAUGGAGCGUGAAUUUUAACAAAUAGUUAGGAGAGAUGAGAUUGAAUUUCAUUGUGAUGCCACCAUAUCUCGCAGCACCGCUGAGUCACGGGGGCUCGGCGCGCGGCCAAGUAUGUGAUUUUAUAAUUAAUAUAAAAACAAAUACUUAAGAAUUAUUAAUUUCGCGUUGAAAGCGUUGAUGCUGCAAAAUGCGAGAGACUGCUGCAGGUGAUUUUUAGGAUUAACACGUUUUAAGAACUAAACUUUAAUCGAAACGUCGUCGUUGUCAUUGUGAUCGUUGUUCUCCGGAUCUUAUAAAACUGACUCGAGAUCGCCUUUUUGUACUUUAGAAUAGUUGAAAAUAAUAAAUCUUUCUGUGACGUUGGUCUGUCCGAACAUUUAUUUUCUCGAAUGACACUAAAAAUCUACAGUCACGCCAAAACUACGCGCAAUUAAAACCACCUUUAACUCAUGUAACGUAGUGGAAUUUAAAUUUCGCGUUUUCUGUAUCUCUUCAGUUUUACAAGACUCGCAGGCUUAACACACGCACACGAAUGCAUACGACCGUGAGCAUGUAUACCUUUAGACACUUAAGGCUGUAGCUGAUUAGGUAAGAAUCUAGCGUAGGAAUCGCCAUUGUAUAGGAAUCUCUUUGUUGAUAAUUAAAAGAAAGACGUAAAGACCAACGUGGUACUGGUCACCCACGCUGGUCUGCCCACGUUAUUUUUUUUUCUCCUUAACGCGGCCGACACAUUAUUAUAGUUUAAACAGAAAAUAACAAACAAAUAAACAAACAAAAUUAACGAGAGCGAGACUGCGCGGCAAGGAGAAAAAGCGAGCGUGAAAAGUGCGCGCACGACAUAUAGUGCAAUAUCGGAUUUCCUUACUAUCGUAAUUGUAACUGAUGAAUUCGUAACUCGCACUUGUGUAAUGCGUGUCUGAUGCAAUUUGGACGCGAACCUUGCGUUCUUAAAGACAUGACCGAGAAAAAUGAGCGCGAAUGCGUGCGAGUCAGUAUUAAAAAGGCAGCUCAAAUAGGAAAAAAAAAAAAAAAAAAAAAAAAA
This is a messenger RNA of Copidosoma floridanum, 5814 nucleotides long. RefSeq names its product zinc finger domain-containing protein tiptop (gene tio). Gene Ontology annotation, biological process: regulation of transcription by RNA polymerase II. Gene Ontology annotation, molecular function: DNA-binding transcription factor activity, RNA polymerase II-specific; DNA binding. Lineage: Eukaryota; Metazoa; Arthropoda; Insecta; Hymenoptera; Encyrtidae. Gene Ontology annotation, cellular component: nucleus. The record is from RefSeq and is a predicted model, not a curated record.